Molecule: messenger RNA, 1390 nt
Organism: Capsicum annuum
Lineage: Eukaryota; Viridiplantae; Streptophyta; Magnoliopsida; Solanales; Solanaceae
Product: homeobox-leucine zipper protein ATHB-40
Exons: 3
Coding region: 595-1188 (197 amino acids)
Biological process (GO): positive regulation of DNA-templated transcription
Cellular component (GO): nucleus
Molecular function (GO): DNA-binding transcription factor activity, RNA polymerase II-specific; sequence-specific DNA binding
Source: RefSeq, a predicted model, not a curated record
AGCAUGUGUAUUUUAUUUGGAGAUUAAUUAACAUGUAUACUUGGGAACACAUAAAGUAUUUUCUUGUUCUCAAAGUUAAAAAAAGAAAUUUAUUAAUUAAUUUCUUAUUCUUUUUCACCUAUUAAAAUUGGCUAUAAAUAGCCAACACUUUCAAGAAAGAAAAUCACAACUUAACAUAGAUAUCCUCCUUCUCUUCUCCACUAACUUUCUCAUCUUAUUUCACUUUGUCUUUGGUUUUAUAAUAAUCUUAUUAUUUAUUUUCUAAGUUAAAACUUGUUGGUUUAUAAUUAAUUUUGUUGAUUCCUGUAUUCUCUGAUUAAUUAGGGGAGACUUAUUUAAUUUCGGAUAUCCUCUAAUUAAUCAGGGAAGUACUUGUUUAAUUCUGGGGAAACAUUUUAUUUUGUGGAAAUAGUUUCUUAGGACAGUGCCUAGCACGACUCAAGCAAUUUAUACGUUACUUAAAAUAUUAGAAUAGUGAUUAUUAUUAUUAUUAUUAUUACUACUACUACUACUACUACUAUUGAUAAUACUGAUGUUGGUGUCGCUAUGGUGUCGCUAUGUUUGCUUCCAUUCUAGUCAGUUUGUCAGAAGAUUAUGAUACUGCAGAAUUCAGGAGAGGGGAAACCGAGGAGGAGAAGAAAGAAGAAUAAAGAUGUAGCAAAUGGGGAGAUGAUGAUGAUGAGGAAGAGGAAGCUUAGUGAGGAACAAGUGAAUUUGCUCGAACAGAGCUUUGGACAUGAACACAAACUGGAGUCCGAGAGGAAAGACAAGCUUGCGUUGGAGCUAGGACUAGACCCGAGGCAAGUGGCAGUUUGGUUUCAGAACAGAAGGGCUCGAUGGAAGAACAAGAAGCUGGAGGAAGAAUACUCUAAGUUGAAGAAUGAACUUGAAACUAACAUUGUUGACAAAUGUCGUCUUGAAAACGAGGUUUUGAAGCUAAAGGAGCAGUUAUCUGAAGCAGAAAAGGAGAUGCAACGAUUGCAAUUGGAGAGAUGUGAUGGGAUUUCGAGCAAUAGCCCAACAACUUCAUCACUAUCAAUGGAAGCAGCCAUGGAUCCUCCUUUUCUUGGGGAGUUUGGGUUGGAUAAUGCAUUUUAUGGGCCUGAAAACACUUAUUAUGGGCCAGCAAAUACGUAUGCUCAGGGUUUGGAAUGGGUUAACAACCUAUACAUGCCAUAUCAUAUGUGAUUAUUUUCCCUAAUUUUUAGAAUUAAGCUCCCCAAAAGUUCCCUCUCUAUGUAUAUGUAGGUAGUGACCCAAUCACUAGUAAUAUUUGUGUGUGUACAUUAAUCUUUUCUCUUUUAUUUACUAGUGUGUAUUAUUAUUAGUGUUUGACUAGCUAGCAACUAGCAAGAUGGAAUAUAUAUAACUUUGGCCUUUGACUAGUUAA